GUGCGACGGCGCAGUAAGGCAUGCAGGGCCGACCUGAGGGAGGAGGAUGAAUUGAUUGCCAUCGGCGACCAUGUCUGUGCAGAGCUCAACCACGCUCAGGCCAUGAUGCUCAUCGACUCCCAUCGACACACACUCAACCUCAGGGUCAAGAGGUCUGGAUUCCACUCUGUGGUCCUGUCGGGUCGUACACACACAGCCACACACCCUGUUCUCUUCCCUACUGAAGGGCCGUCCUGCUUCACCCUCACCUCCCCCCCUGACAGUGAGGCCUAUUACGGAGAGACGGACAGCGAUGCGGACACACAGACACGCAUACACCGCCGCCAGCGACACACACCUCCGCAUGCGCGCUCUCCCGGUCACCAGCAGGAAGAAGAGGAGACUUCGGAGAUAAGCGGGUAUGAAAGCGCUCCAGAUGGAGGGCUUUCCCUGCAGUGUCCCUGGGAGCAACUACCCACACUGGGAAAUGGGGGGAUCCAACAGUGGGAGCAAUCAACAGGAUCGAGAACAGGGGGGUUUCAACCUGGAGUUCCACGCAGGGAGGUAGUCUACCAACCCAAAACCCCCCAGGCCCGGCCAGAGUGGACCCACCCAGCCCAGCCCGUCCCACACCAUGCAAAGGGGGAGCCGGUGGGGGGAGGAGAGGUGGAGGGAGAGGGAGACAGUGGGUUCCAGGAGGCAGGGGGGUGUUUGGUUCUGGCCUGCUCACCCCUGGUGUCUCCAGAGCGGGCUAAAGGAGCCAUGAUGCUGGGCUCCAGCCCACAGAUGGUUCCCAUGGUGGGCGCCCAGCUGACCCCACUCAGUGAUGAACUGUCUACUACUUACAAGGAAAAGGCCCGGCAAGCCAAGCUGCAGAGAGGAGAUAAUGUGGUAGAUAGGCAGGUGAAAGAGGCUCGUACUAAAUGUCGUUCGAUCGCUUCUCUGCUCACCGACGCUCCGAACUCCAACUCUAAAGGAGUUCUCAUGUUCAAGAAGAGACGCCAGCGUGCCAAGAAGUACACCCUCACCUGUUUCGGCCGUGCGGAGGGGGAGAUGGGUCCUGAGACCGGUGGAGAGACGGAGGGAGAGGAGGAGGAGGGGAGUUCCUUCCCCUCGGGUUCAGAAGUGGAUGAAGAGGGCUUCGCUGGAACCUUUGACCCCACCUGGGACAGCGGAUACCUGGACAUGCUGGAUAGGAGGAGCUCCGCCUGCCCAUCCACCUAUAACUCAAUGCCCCAAACACCAACCAAUCAGAGCUCAGGGUUGGAUUCCUUGGCCUUUCAGAGCCCAGAGAUGAAUAUGUCAUUCAAUCAGGGGUCUGGGAUGAAUGCCCCAGCCUAUCAGAGCCCAGGGCUGGACUCCAUAGCCUAUCAGAGCAAAGAGACAGAGCAGUAUGAGCAGCAAAGGAAAAUGGCCGCCCCUGUCACCUAUAACUCUGCCCCUAACACCUCCCCGGCUACAGGUUUGUCCAAUGGGGGCUCAGCAGGGGUGAGUCGGGCCAGUGUGGUUCUGACUCCCCCCUCUCACACCCCUAUCCCCCCCCAGCCUGACCUAAAUCUUAACCCUAACCUGCCUGGGGGGAUCCACAACCGCACAGCACGCCCCUUCACCUCAGGCCUUGCCCCAUCUCGCCCCCCCGCCACCCCUGUCAACUUCCGUCCCGUCCAGCCCACUCCUGCCAUAACAAUGGUUUCCAAACCCACUGCUGCGGUAUCCAUGGUAACCAUCGCCCCCCCUCGCCCUUCAGGGGGGCCCGAGGCCAGGAGAGGUUUCUCCAGUACCUCCCUCUACAUUCCCCCUAGACCUGCUGCAUCCAUCCUGUCUCCUCCUCCCUCUGUCCUCUCUCCUCCUCUUACCCAACCCCCUCCUCCUUUAACCUUCAACCCCUAUGUCUCUAUGACAACCCCUGCCAUGGUGACCCCCUCCACUGCCCAGACCCCUGCAUCUGAUUCAUUGUCGUCCCGUGAGCAGCGUAUCGCCGUCCCUGCCUCCAGAACAGGCAUCCUCGCAGAGGCGCGUCAUCGCAGCAACAAGAAGCCCAUGUUCCGUCCUUCUGUGGAGAACAAGAAGGACGUGUCUCCCAACCCGGCCCUGCUGGAGCUGCUCCAAAACCCAGAUGCACCGGCCAGGAUAGGCCCAGGCCCCAUGGGGCCUAGUGGAGGAGUUAGUUGGGAGGCUGGAGGUGAGUCAGGCCCUGAAGAGGACUGGUUGAAGCUGGGGGCCGAGGCCUGUAACUUCAUGCAGGCCCAGAGAGGCUCCAAGCCCCCUCCUGUGGCCCCUAAACCCCAGCCUCCUCCACAGGUACCCCAGCUAGCAGGGAAGGGGGGUCAGCUGUUCGCCCGUAGGCAGAGCAGGAUGGAUCGCUAUGUGGUGGAGACCCCCUCCUCACCCCAACCCUGUCCCAGCCACCCCCGCCAGCCCUCUCCCACACCCUCCCUCCCCUCUCAAUUCAAAUACUCCUCCAGCUGCAGAGCCCCCCCUCCAAUCAACUACAACCCCCUCCUCUCUCCCUCCUGCCCUCCCCAGGCUCAGCGCCAGAGGGUGGGGGUAGCAGGACAGGGUGGGGUUUCAGCGGGGCAUAAAGCCGCCCCUGGGGGUCAGAAGGCUCAAGGCAUCAAGGCUCUGGACUUCAUGAGUCACCAGCCCUACCAGCUAAACUCCUCCCUCUUCAGCUAUGGGGGUGGGACUCCCCAGGGGCAAAACAAGAUGCCAUGUGUGUAUGAGGUCAAGCGCUUCUCCACGCCACCUCCCACAGGCCCCGUCCCUACUGUCAUCAUCCCACGGUCAGCGACCACAUUAGGAGAACCGAUGUGGAGGUCUGAUGUCAUUUCCCUUCCGCCAACAGCCACUUCCUGCUACCAAUUCCCCACUACCCCCCCCUACCAGCCUCAGCCCCAGUGGGUCCCUCCUCCUCCAGCGCCCACCGCCCCACUCCCGCAGCUCCCUAGCUUCUCUUCUGCCCAUGUCCCUAACCCUCACCCCUACCCCUCCCAGCCCCACGCCCCCCAACAAGGCAACAGUCAGUUUAAGAGUGCCCCUGAUCUGAGCCCUCUGGCCCACACCCCACCUCGCCCAGCCUCCACCCAGCCCUCCAGAGUGCCUCGCCCCAGAUUCAGCACCUCUAACCUGGGUCUGCAACCUAGCGUCUGGCGCCCCGGAUCCACCAUGAGCUAAGACAACACACUAUAGACUGGCUCUGGAGAAAUCCCAGCUAGCAAAUUUGGUUCCUUGGAAGUUGUGGGAAUGUAUGUUUUUGGUUUACCAUUGGUUCUGGGAGCGAAGCCAUAAGUUACCCUGACCGGUAAAACGAAAUGUUUUUUAAACAUUCUGAUAACAGAAGUGAACAUUUCACCUGUUCUGGGAAGGUUAAUUGUUAGGUUGCAGGGAGGUUCUGAGAACGUUUUACUAUGGUUCCCUGAAAGUUUUCCUAGGAGGUUUUAUUAACAUUCUUAGAACAGAAAUUAUGGGUUAUUUGAAGGUAAUUAAAUAACGUUUUGAGGACAUUAUCUAAAUGUUGUGAAUGUUUUGAACAAAAUGUAAAGGUUAUUUGGAGGUUUUGGAAUAACUUCCUUAAAAUGUUCACUGAAUGUUUCAUUAAGACUUUCAAUAACACUGCUAGCUUAUUCUGGGUUAACUGUUUUGAACUCCAAGCACAGAUAGGACAAAUGGAAAUGUAUUUGCUCAGGCAUUAAUCAUGCAAUAUUUUUUAUUGUGGCACGGCGUACAUGAGAUUCAAACCUAUGAUAUUCUGUUCUCUAUCCAUGGAACUAGUCUACUGCGCCACCAGGAUAGAGCUAGCACUCUACACAAACAGACCCCAUUUCAAAGAAAACAAACAUUCAUUAAAGUGUGGACAAUUAUUGGGCACGGCUAACACACCUGAGGAGAGAGAGAGUUUUGUUGACGCUGAGAACGGAAUGUAUAUGUUUUAACAUAACAUUCUGAGAACGUUC
Messenger RNA from Coregonus clupeaformis (lake whitefish), 3932 nucleotides. RefSeq names its product synaptopodin 2-like protein. Gene Ontology annotation, molecular function: actin binding. The record is from RefSeq and is a predicted model, not a curated record. Gene Ontology annotation, cellular component: Z disc; nucleus; actin cytoskeleton. Gene Ontology annotation, biological process: positive regulation of actin filament bundle assembly. NCBI's taxonomy places the organism in Eukaryota, Metazoa, Chordata, Actinopteri, Salmoniformes, Salmonidae.